This is a messenger RNA of Erythranthe guttata (spotted monkey flower), 1592 nucleotides long. It is a transcript of the gene FLN1, whose product is annotated as fructokinase-like 1. NCBI's taxonomy places the organism in Eukaryota, Viridiplantae, Streptophyta, Magnoliopsida, Lamiales, Phrymaceae. Gene Ontology annotation, molecular function: kinase activity. Gene Ontology annotation, biological process: plastid transcription; chloroplast organization. The record is from RefSeq and is a predicted model, not a curated record. Gene Ontology annotation, cellular component: chloroplast nucleoid.
AUAAACCAUUAAACCCUGGCUGGGAAAAUGGCAACGCUUCAGCUCCUGCUCCAAUACCCUCACUCCUUUGCCCUAAUUUCUCACACCAACAUCAAAUUCACAACCACUUCCCCCAUUUUCACACUCAACCCCCAAAAUUCCCACAAAUUACCCACACCCAAGUCCUCCACAAGUGACACCCCUUCCACCACCACCCGCCGCGGCCGCAAAAAGUCCACCUCCACCACCCCACCAACUUCCUCCACCAAAAAAUCAAAACGCCCCAGCAAAAAAGCAUCCGAAUCGCCAAUUUCCCCAGAAGAUAGCGACAAUGUCGAAGAGCUCGACGAUUUCGACGACGGCAUCGAUUUUCCAUACGAAGACCCGCCACUGGUAUGCUGCUUUGGAGCAGCUCAGAAGGAAUUUGUGCCUACAGUGAGAGUAGCGCCGGAGCAAAUGCACCCGGAUAUCUACUCCCAAUGGAAAAUGCUUCAGUGGAACCCACCCGAGUUCGUGAGAGCUCCAGGAGGCCCACCUUCCAAUGUGGCGAUUUCCCAUUCGAGGCUUGGCGGACGAGCCGCAUUUAUCGGGAAAGUUGGGAGUGAUGAAUUUGGUCAGGAAUUGGUGUUGAUGAUGAAUAAGGAGAAGGUGCAAACUAGGGGUGUGAAAUUUGAUGAUAAUCUGCGAACUGCGUGUACUUAUAUGAAGAUUAAAUUUGAUGGGGGGAAAAUGCGGGCUGAGAAUGUUAAAGAAUGUGCAGAGGAUUCUUUGCUUAGCUCAGAGUUAAAUCUUUCAGUCCUCAAAGAGGCAAGAAUAUUCCAUUUUAAUUCCGAAGUCCUAACAUCAACCGCAAUGCGUUCCACCCUAUUCAAAGCAAUUAAACUGUCCAAAAAAUUCGGCGGUCUUGUAUUUUUCGACUUGAAUCUACCACUGCCAUUAUGGAAAUCACGUGACGAGACGAGAGAAGUGAUCAAAGAGGCAUGGGAACAAGCGGACAUAAUCGAGGUCACAAAGCAAGAACUCGAAUUCCUCCUAGACGAAGACCACUACGAGAAGAGAAGAAACUACAGACCCCAAUACUACGCGGAGAGUUACGAGCAAACCAAGAAACGAAGAGAUUAUUACCAUUAUACCCGCGAAGAAAUCUCGCCACUGUGGCAUGACCGGCUGAAGUUCUUGUUCGUGACAGAUGGCACCCUUAGGCUGCACUACUACUCCCCUUCGUUUGAUGGAGUGGUGAUUGGUACAGAAGAUGUUCUUAUUACACCUUUUACAUGUGACAGAACUGGCUCGGGCGAUGCAGUUGUGGCUGCCAUUAUGAGGAAGUUGACCACACAACCGGACAUGUAUGAAAAUCAGGAUACGUUGGUUAGGCAACUACGGUUUGCUAUUUCGGCAGGGAUAAUAGCACAGUGGACAAUUGGUGCUGUACGAGGUUUUCCUACAGAGAGUGCUACGCAGAAUCUGAAAGAGCAAGUUUAUGUUCCAUCUAUGUGGUAGGGUUUGGAAAGAAGUCGAAUUUUGUUUGUAAUUUGAUGAACGUGUGUACGAGGAUUUUAUAUGUUAGUGUAUGAUUUGCAGAACUAAUAUUCGAUGUAGUCAUUGUUACACGA